Molecule: messenger RNA, 1353 nt
Organism: Diprion similis
Lineage: Eukaryota; Metazoa; Arthropoda; Insecta; Hymenoptera; Diprionidae
Exons: 3
Coding region: 121-1239 (372 amino acids)
Source: RefSeq, a predicted model, not a curated record
UUUUUUGCCAGAUUUUAAAAACUGAAAUUGAAUUGUAAUACGAUACGUUUCGUCCGACGUUCGCUAUAUUUCGUAAUUGUGCAGUGCGUUGACGUAAAUGUCAGCUUCCGCUAGGUUAAAAUGCCGGUAGAAUGGACAGAGGCGCGAAUUUACAAACUAGUGCUGUCGUACAUUCGGCACGAAUGCCUGUGGAAACACGAUAGUGAUUCGUAUAAUGAUUUGGAGGCGCGGUACACCGCAUACCUGGGGAUACUUCAAGACCUGAACAUUCGUGAUCUGACCGUGAACGAGGUUCGGGAUAGAAUAAAGCAAAUAAAGCGAGCCUAUCGCAUGGAAUUGGCAAAGAUCAACGAUGCUAACUUCCGGGGAUUCCCCUACAAGCCAAAAACCACCUGGUUCGAAUUGCUCCACGAAUUUUUACGCGUCUAUAUCACGGAUCAGGAUUCUAACACCGAUAGCUUACUACAUGUCGAGGCGAAUAAUGGUGAGCCAGAAGAAUUCAAUUAUCACGGCUCCCAAUCAUUGUUAUGUUCGCAACGUCGCUGUGCAAUAAACCAGUGUCCCAGCUGUGUUAGAUAUUUUCCAACUCAACCUGGUCUGGACACAUGCCCGACAAAGUUGACAAAAUAUGCUGCACCUUUGGAAAAGAAAAUUAAUCUUUCUUCGCAACAUGACUUUAUCACGCAGCAGACACCUGGAGCGUUGCAAUCCACGCCGAAUAUUAGUUCAUUUUCAACUUCUGGCGAUUGUCCAAUAAACAGAAUUCCAGAUGCAGAAAUACAGUCACAUUUUGUAACCAAUUCCGUUAAGAAACACAAGUCGCAAAAAAAGUAUGGUGAUGAAUUUGACGCCUUUGGUAAAAGUGUCGCAUGCCAACUACGCGAAUUAUCAUUGCCACAUGCGCUUCGAACUCAAACAAAAAUUCAGAAUCUGCUUGCCGAGGAAAGGAUAAAUUCUAACAAGGAGAAAGUGAUUAGUAACCAAAGUGAAAAGGAAGCCACUCAACGUCACAGGCAUCACAGGGAUUCUCGGUGGACACAACCUUCAAGGAGUAAUCAUUCAUCAUUCAUUUGCAAUGCUAAUUUCCGAUGCCCAUCAGCUAGCGACUCGAGCUUUUCAGGGCACCCAAGUAAUGCAAGACACACAAAACUUGUUGAAAGAAAUCAGACAGUAAAUUGCCAUCCAGAUAAUUGUAUUGCCUCUAAAAUUUCGUACAAAAAAGCUAGUCUAAAAACUUAGUGGAAAUUCAACUCCUGUAGUACUAUUAUAAGUUUCUGAGAUGAGCAUUCCCCGUGUCAAAAUAAGGCAAAGUGACACGUUGGAAGUCUUUGAGAAGUUUCUAUUCCAAAGAAG